AUGAGCAGCGAAGAACCAGAAUAUAGUGUUGGCCUCACAGAGUCGCACGAAUUCGACUCGCGAGACGGCGCGAGUGAAGAUUUCGGCACAGCACAGACAGAAAGACAGCGGAAGCGUAUUGACAUGGGAGACUCAGAUGAAGAGGACACAGUAUCAACAGAGCAAAGACUGGAGUCCCAGCGCAUUAUCAAUGCAGGCAACGACCGCGAUCUGGAACUGGGCCUAGACCAAAGCACCAGAAGACGCCAAGAGCUUGAGGAUCGACUUGAUAGGCUGCUGAAGAAGCCUAAGUCGCGUAGAAGCAGAAGAGAUGAGGACGACCUGGAGCAAUAUCUGGAUGAGCGAAUUCUGAGGCUCAAAGACGAGAUGAACGUCGCGGCUCAAAGGGACAUCGAGACGCUGAACCGCAGGCUGGAAGGUGAAGAUGAAUCCGCGGUUGCCAUGGAGAAAGUCAAGCUGCUGCCCAAGGUAGUGAGCACACUGUCUAAAGCGCACCUCGCUGACACGAUCCUCGACAACAACUUGCUGCAGAGCGUGCGGAUCUGGCUUGAGCCGCUGCCGGACGGAUCCUUACCUUCUUUCGAGAUCCAGAAAUCGCUGUUUGCAGCCUUAGAGACUCUACCUAUCAAAACUGAGCACCUGAAAGAAAGUGGCCUGGGAAAGGUGGUCAUCUUUUACACAAAAUCCAAGCGCGUGGAGCCCAAACUUGCGCGUCUGGCGGACAGAAUGGUGGCAGAGUGGACUAGACCAAUUAUUGGAGCUUCAGACAACUACAGGGACAAACGUGUGAUGAAGCUUGACUUCGACGUGGAACAGCACCGCAAAAAGGCCGUGCUGGACAGCGCCAAGAGCAAGAAGUCCAAGAAGAGAAGAACUGAGGAUGACGUUAGCGGGAAGUCUGCAUACGAGCUGGCGGCGGCGAGAAGGAACAGGGCUGCCGCUCCCUCUCAAACAACAACGGACUACAAGUACGCACCUGUGAGCAAUUUGAAUUCAAUGCCCUCGAAUCUGAGGAGCUCGGGCGUGGGUUCGUCGUUGAACAAUAGUGAAACAUUCAAGAGGCUAAACUCCAGGCUUGCAAAGCGGACCAAGCGUACAAAGUAA
Lachancea thermotolerans CBS 6340 is the source of this 1104-nucleotide messenger RNA. RefSeq names its product transcription factor SPN1 (gene SPN1). NCBI's taxonomy places the organism in Eukaryota, Fungi, Ascomycota, Saccharomycetes, Saccharomycetales, Saccharomycetaceae. The coding region runs from base 1 to 1104 and encodes 367 amino acids. The record is from RefSeq and is a predicted model, not a curated record. Gene Ontology annotation, cellular component: nucleus. Gene Ontology annotation, biological process: poly(A)+ mRNA export from nucleus. The transcript has a single exon.